AUGCCAAUCACGCCCCCCUUCGGUCUCCUCGAGCCUCUGAAGCUCGUCAUCGAUGACGGCCGCUCCCCUUCGAUACCGGAGAGCACGCCAGUGCACAUCAUGGUUCCCGUCGAUGCCCGGAUGGCGGUCCUUGUGUCCAUCGACGGGAGCGGGAACGUCACGGUGAGCGCUCCGUCCUGGCGCAUACCUAUAAUCAGGGCCGGAAAGUUCGAGGCCACUACCUCCUCCGGCGCGGGGCCACUGUCAUUCGUUGACCUACAUACUGAUGGGCGCUACUCCGGCAUAGAUUUCCCCGUUCCCGCUGGGGCGUACAGAAGCAUCGGGGAAAUCAUCAAGGCAACCUGCUCCUGCUUAAGCCGCCCCUGCCCCUCUCACUAUCGGCAUGAGGAUGGUCCCUCUGCGCUGCAACAGCCGAGUGACUCGUCCCCCACUACAACGUUUGAGGACUUGGAGGAGGCCAUGUUCGAGGCAGCUCCAACAUUUGAGGCCACUUCCUCUACCUGUCCGCAGGCACAGGCAGUAACUCCCGGGUCACCCAUGUCACCCAUUUUGAGCCAUAUACGACAUGAUUGGGGUCUGGAAUUUUACAUCAGGGUUGAUCACCAAGGAUCAUUCCACACAUAUCCUGACAUUGGUGGCCCGUUUCAGAGCUUGCAACAAGCUAAAAAUGCCAUUGAUCAACAUCUUCAUGGCCGUCGUCACACCUCAAUGUGCAUGGAGCAAGCUGGUGUUUCUCAAAAUGAGAUGGGUAUACGGCAGUGUCUUUUUUGGCCCGAUGGCACAAGGAAGAAGCGCACAAAAUCAUAUAUAUUUAAGAAGGGCCAUGAACAUAUAUCCAGAUUGGUGUGUGCUAUAGUGGACCAGUAUAAUGAGGAUCACAAUCUUUUGGGGGAUCUUGCAUACAAACUCAAAGACAUGGUGAGACACAAAUCAUUUCGUGAGAAGGAUGAAUGGUACCGCCAUCUGAAUUUCACCGCAAAGAUUAAAGGAGCUGAUGGCUUGGACUGGUUUGAAAAACUGUUCUUUGUUGAACUAAGAAAUACAAAACAAGAAGAGAGCUAUGGAGAGUGGGUAGUCAGCUGUUUUUGCAUGGUCGAUCCUACUGAUAAUGGUCAUUGUGGUGGUUGUAAAAGUGGUGUGAGGCACCCCAACAAAGCUGAUGCAUACACUUGUGGUCAUGUGGGUGCAGAUGAGCUAUGUGGAUGCCCGGCAGAGUGGAGCGACUCCGAUGAAGAUGAUAGGAGCAAGGAGCGUAGGAUAAGACGUAUGUACAAGGGCCGGAAACCUUUCGUCCUCCCUGCGUCGGCUGUACCCAAGGAGAUAGCAUAA
Triticum turgidum subsp. durum (durum wheat) is the source of this 1329-nucleotide messenger RNA. NCBI's taxonomy places the organism in Eukaryota, Viridiplantae, Streptophyta, Magnoliopsida, Poales, Poaceae. The record is from the annotation of a GenBank genome assembly.